Molecule: messenger RNA, 930 nt
Organism: Anthostomella pinea
Lineage: Eukaryota; Fungi; Ascomycota; Sordariomycetes; Xylariales; Xylariaceae
Source: the annotation of a GenBank genome assembly
AUGAUCAGUACGUACCAGCCAGCAAGUUCAACAGCGCCAUGUCGGGGCAUCCAGCUCUCGUCGAUGCCACAGUUGGCUGAGGCGAUUAGCAAGCAGGAUGACUGGACUGGGACCAAUGACGCCGCAGCGCGCAGACGGGCACAGACAAGACUCAACACAAGGGCAUACCGAAAACGCAAAGCCCUAGCAAAGAAGGAAGCCGAAGCCGAAGCAUCCGGUUCUGCAACCGGGACACUCGUCAAAUCAGAACCGCUGGUCGAAUGCUGGGAUAAUGAUCAGCAAUCUGUCUCUACCGUCCCAGCAUCCCAUCUCAAACAAUUAUACAACGCCAAAACCCCCCUGCUACCAGCGAAACCCAGGAAAGGACAGCAGUUCAAAAUAGUCUUCCCCCUCAGUCCCGACCAUCUCAUCACCCUCCUCCAAUUCAACGUCCUCCGCGCUCUAGCCGUCAACCGCAGCCUAAUCUCAGGUAUCCUCGCCACGCCCCUCAACUGCGGCGAGGAAGAAGUCAUCCACACCGUCCCCUACCCCAGCAAACCCCAACUCCUCCCCCCCUCCCUACUGCCCACCGCCCUGCAGCAGACGGUCCCGCACGCCGACUGGGUUGACCUGUUUCCGUGCCCCGACGCCCGCGACCGCCUGAUCCGGGCCGCCGGCUCCUUCGACGAGGACGACCUGUGGGCCGAUUGCAUUGGUGGGCUGUACGAGGGUUUUCCGGACGACGAGGUUGAGCGCCGCGGCAUUGUGGCGUGGUCGCCGCCGUGGGAAACCUCGGGCUGGGAGAUGUCGGAGGGGUUUCUGGGGAAGUGGGGAUGGUUGUUUGACGGGUUGCAUAGGGGGGCGUGCCUGGAGGCGACGAAUCGGUGGCGGGUGCAGAGGGGCGAGGAGCCGCUGGUUGAUGAUGGCUGCACGACACAUGCGACUGUGUGA